Molecule: messenger RNA, 9395 nt
Organism: Danio aesculapii
Lineage: Eukaryota; Metazoa; Chordata; Actinopteri; Cypriniformes; Danionidae
Gene: hmbox1a
Product: homeobox containing 1a
Exons: 9
Coding region: 201-1538 (445 amino acids)
Biological process (GO): positive regulation of DNA-templated transcription
Cellular component (GO): nucleus
Molecular function (GO): double-stranded telomeric DNA binding
Source: RefSeq, a predicted model, not a curated record
AUGGCUUCUGUCAGUCAGACAAAGGCGAAUCAGUUUUUGCCUUGAAAUGAAAUCAAAUUAGGGAAAGGUAGCGGGAGAGUCGGACAUCGUCCUGUUUUGCUGGUUGAUGUCAGGCGACGGGGAUUAAAGGGACGGAAACACUGUCAGUCGAGUGGAAUAAAUGCUGUGGUGCACGGAGGCCCCGCACGCGCACAAUCAGAAUGUCCCAUUAUACAGAUGAGCCUCGUUUUACCAUUGAGCAGAUCGACUUGCUGCAGAGGCUACGUCGGAGUGGCAUGACAAAGCAAGAGAUCCUGCAUGCUCUAGACACCCUUGACCGGCUGGACCGCGAGCAUGUGGAGAAGUUUGGCCAUCGGCACGCUCACGGUGGGACAUCCGCCAUCAAUCAUGGCAACAGCAGUAACGCCACCACCUCUUCCAACUCCUGCACUACCUCCUCCAACAACCUCACAGCCUCUUCUUCAACGACCUCUACAGCCACGCAGACGGGUUACCGUGGCAAUGGCCUCUCCCCGUCUCCGAGCAACAGCUAUGAAACCUCCCCUCCGCCGACCGCCCCCACCUCUAUGCCAGUUGUAGCACCCCUGGUCCAAAAUGGACGGGACGCCCUCGCCGCUAUGUCCAAUGGGAAACUCUCGCCACCCCGCUUCACUGUUAGCAACGUCACCUCACGGGCCUUUCCAUUUGAGCCCCCCGAUGAGGAAAUGGACAUUGAUGACCGGGUCGAGGAGCUCAUGAGAAUGGACAGUGCUAUAAUUAAAGAAGAGAUUAAAGCGUUCUUGGGGAACCGGCGAAUAUCACAGGCAGUAGUUGCCCAAGUGACAGGUAUCAGUCAGAGCAGGAUCUCUCAUUGGCUUCUCCAACAGGGCUCAGACCUCAGCGAGCAGAAGAAAAGAGCUUUCUACCGCUGGUACCAACUGGAGAAAACCACACCUGGUGCGACGCUAGCGAUGCGUCCCACACCGAUGGCCCUGGAGGACAUUGUGGAGUGGCGUCAGACUCCUCCACCCAUCAGCAGCACGCAGGGCAGCUUCCGUCUGCGGCGCGGCAGCCGCUUCACCUGGAGGAAAGAGUGUCUGGCCGUCAUGGAGAGUUACUUCAAUGACAACCAGUACCCAGACGAAGCCAAACGAGAGGAAAUUGCCAACGCCUGCAAUGCAGUAAUUCAGAAACCAGGGAAGAAGCUUUCAGAUCUUGAGAGGGUCACGUCUCUGAAAGUUUACAACUGGUUCGCCAACAGACGGAAGGAAAUUAAGAGAAGAGCUAACAUAGAAGCAGCAAUCCUGGAGAGUCAUGGAAUUGAUGUCCAAAGCCCGGGAGGUCAUUCUAACAGCGACGAGAUCGAUGGAAAUGACUACGGUGAACCGGUAGCUGCUGACCAAGUUUUGGGAAUGGACGACAACACUGGCCCGAAUGAGCACCAGGACCCCAUUGCUCUGGCAGUAGAGAUGGCCGCCGUCAACCACAGCAUUUUGGCGCUGGCCCGACAAGGCGGAUCAGCCAGCGACAUCAAGACAGAAGUGCUGGACGACGAGUGAAACGCAGCGCUGUCGUCAGGGGGGAGGGGGCGGGGGAUGCUGAACGGAGAAAUGUGGGGUUACCGAAAUACAGCCAAAACAGAACUGUGAGAAGUCUGGCCCGGUCACGGAUGACCAAAGUGAACGCGGAGGUUUCUAAAGACUGUUAACCCAACAUUCCCCUCUUCCUUCUCCUCCUCCUCCUCCUCCUCAUUAAGGAGGUGCUGCAUUCAAACUGAUGAUGAAACGCGUUCACUUAAAAAACGUCACGCCACACAUCACCCUGCCAUCUCACACUCGGAUAGUGAAUUUUUGCCUCUCAGUUUCUCCUUCUUUCAGGAAGUCUUCUUUGCAGGAUAUAUAAGAGGUCAGGAUCAUAACGAAAUGCUCACUGCCUCGCUCUCUCCAGGGAAAGUGUGAUGGGAAGCGAAUUCUCUCUCACUUCUUAACUUAUUUCUUUUAUGUAGGUGCGGUCCUGCGGAGCUCAAAUGGAAAGUUCGAACUUGUACGGUUGUCAUCAGGGUCCAGAAUAAACACUCGCUUGCUGACUAUUCGCAAGUAUAUUUAAAAAAAAGAUAAUGGCUAGUUAGUAAGUCUUGUUGACAUAUGAAACAUGUUCAUUGCACACUGAGUCUGACUAUUUUGAUGUUUAGAAGUUUUUGUGAAUUCAAAAUUUGCGAGGUUUAUUUUGCUAGCGCACAUUGCUGUGCAAGGUAAUCCACUGAAAAAAAAAUAGUUUUGGUAAUCAAAGUCUGAGGAUUUGCUUCUGCGUUUGUAGUGGUGGUGCUUUUCUGAUGAUGUCAGAUUGACUGCUUCAGCCAUGAUAUUUUUAGCCACGCCCCUCUUACCGUUAGUUUGCUAUGAGGGAAUGAGGCGCGAAAAGAAAGCCCCACCCCCUUCUCAGUCAUGUUUCAGUCGGAAAUACAGUUGAAGUCAGAAUUAUUAUCCCUCCUGAAUUAUUAGCAACCCUGUAUAUAUUUUUUUACCCAAUUUCUGUUUAAAGGAGAGAACGUUUCUUCAACACAUUUCUAAACAUAAUAGUUUUAAUAACUCAUUUCUAAUAACUGAUUUAUUUUAUCUUUGCCAUGAUGACAGUAAAUUAUAUUUGACUAGAUAUUUUUCAACAUACUAGUAUUCACCUUAAAAGUGACAUUUAAAGGCUUAACUAGGGUAAUUAGGUUAACUAGGCAGGUUAGGGUAAUUGGGCAAGUUAUUGUAUAAUGAUGGUUUUUCUGUAGACCAUGGAAAAAAUAUUGCUUGAGAGGGCUAAUAAUUUUGACCUUAAAAUGGUUUAAAAAAAAUAAAAACUGCUUUUAUUCUAGCCGAAAUAAAACAAAUAAGACUUUCUGUAGAAGACAAAAUAUCAGACAUGCUGUAUUAUCAGACAAAAAUUCCUUACUCUGUUAAACAUAAUUUGGGAAAUAUUUAAAAAAAAAAAAAAAAAAAAAAAAAAAAAGAGGAAAGGAAAAAAAUCACAGGAGGGCUAAUAAUUUUGCCUUCAACUGUACAAUAGUUAUACUGAAAUAAAAGUCUCCGCAACAUUGAAAAAUAAAGAUGUCUCAGAAAAAUUAAGAAAAUUAAGAAAAAUCCUGAUCCAAGGUUUUUUUUUCUGAUUUUCAUAAAUUUUUUUCCCAUCUGUAGCAACAGUUUUGAGAGGUGUUUUGACUAUUCAGAGCCAAAUUAAAAAAAAUAUUUAGCAAAAAUUUGAAAUGCCGUCUCAGCACCUUUACUCUCAGCACAGAGCACUUUAUGACAAACAAAGUAUGAAAUAUAAGGACAGAUUGUGAUGGGUGUUUGAGAAACACUGCUGUAGCCGCUUGUAUAUUGGUUUUGAUGCCUGGUGCAUGCAGCACGCUUUUCCCAAGCCACUAUUUGGUGUGUGUCUCUCCAUACCUUUGACAUAAUGGCAGUCUCUGUUCAGGAUCAUUUCAAUUGACACAAUAUUUCCAACAAAUCAUCGCUGUGUGAAGACCCCGUUUUGCAAUUGAUUGCAAUGGAUUCAUCAAUACACAUUGGACUCAGUGUGCAAGGUUUAUGUGCAUGAUUCAUUAUUAGGAUAACCAUUAAAAAAAUGUAUUUAAUCGAAGUUAUCUGCUCUCUAAAUUUUAAGUUUUUAGGGCAGAAUUAAAUAUUCAGUUUUUUAUGUUCUAAAUAUUGGGGCAAGUGUAUAUGUGUUCUAUAUGUAUACAGUAUAUACACAUACACACACUGAGAAACAAUAACUUUAAAGUGGUCUUUUAUUAUUUUCCUAGAGCUGUAUACCCAUGUAAAUCUGCUUUUCAAUUGGAAAACAAGUUGGACCAUUUCAAUUUAGGCAUUUUGGUAUUACUUCAUUUUGAUUGUGCCUUUUACACAUUUUGUUGACUAUAAGUUACAUUGCAUCUACAUGCCAAAGAAUUCUCUUUAGAGUAUUAGUAGACUGUCUGCUUAAUAUCUGCUGAUAAAGCUCCACCAGCAGACAUUCAACUGACUAUAAGAAACUUUGCAAGUACAUGUCAACUUAGACUAACCCCAACCUUAGUCUACUAAAACUCUAAUGAGAAUCAGUUGCCAUAUAGUUUCAAUGUGCCUUAUAAUCAACAAAAUGUGUUUAAGGGACCAUCAAAAUAAAGUGAUACCUGCGUUUGUGUGUCUAAAAACAGCUUAGGACCAUGUGCAAUAGAAUUGAACAAAACACAUUUUAAUUUAAAAUAGUUUUUUUAAAUAACAAACUUUUAAAUAAGUUACUUUAAUUUCAUGUCAUCUGAAACGUGUCUGAGACAUUCACAAAAAUAGUGCAAUACACAGAGAAACAGCACUUUUUAUUGUGUCUUCUGAAAGUGUAGCAUGCUAAUUAAAGCAUCAGAUUAAAAUAUCUAAAUAUAAAACAGUAUUAAACAUAAUACUUCCCUGCGGAUUAAGAAAAAAAGGAUUGUUGGAUGAUUAUUCUUCCCUUUGCUAAUAUAAAUGUGUAUUGUUUAAGUUUUUUUUGUAUAUGCAAACCUGUUCCCUAGUUUCUUUGUAACGCAAAACAUCUUCAUUAUCAUUGAGAGUAUAAUAGCUUCAAUAAAACAUGUUUAUUUUUUUUACCAGUAUUAAAUAUAUGUAGCUGUGAACCUGGCAAACAUUAUUCUGGACUCUGGUUGUGACCGUAAAAGUUGCGUAGGACUGUUGUUUGCAGUACCAUAACCGACCUGCUGGCUUCAGCAGUUACGUAUUGCACUUUGAAUUCCCAGCGGCCACUUAUGUUUGCGUUCCUGCCGCUACACAACUGUGCAUAUCUGCAGGGAGGCGUCGAAGGUUGUCUGAAAUGGACGCCUACAGUACUCGUGAAGAUUGUGCCAUUAUAUUUCAGCAUUAGCAGACUAGGAAAAAAUCAGCCGGGCUCUUCUGUGGGCCUCUGGAAAAAGCAAUCAGCCGUUUAUUGGAACGUACAGUAUCUAUAUAUGUAUAACCUCAAAGUGUUCUGCUCAGCCAAUAACUGUGCGAAUGUUUCAGCAGCACGCGGCUGGAAAAAAACAAACGUUGUAGCAUUGGGGGUUUUCUUUUGUCUCAGCGAACGGGAAAAACACUUGACAAUCAGGGUGACGACGUUCCAGUAGAAAAACCUGUUGGUGUUUGCCCACGUGUCGAUAAUAUGGGGUUGCUCUGGAAAGUGAUGAUAAACUAAAAGUCCUUCCAUAGGGAUUGAUGAGCGUUAUUUCCCAAAUUAAAGUGGAUUUAACCACUCUAAUAAAUAUCCCAAUGUAAUUGCUUGUUUGUUGAAUAAUGUCACUUUAUAUAAGGGGGAGGGUUUUGGUGCUUUGGGUUCUGUGCCCUAACACACAGUCAGGUGAAAAUGUUAAGACACAUGAUUUUUCAUAUCAGGAUGUAAAACUAACAAAAUAUAUGGUCCUUGACAUGUCUUACAACUUCAAAGAUAAAACCCCAGAUGAACAACAUCACAUGACAUCAAACAUUAGCCCCUUUUACACAGUGAUACCGGUAAAUAUCCGGAAAAUUACCAGAACGACUUUACCAGUAAAUUCAAAAGAGCGCUGUUCACACAGGCAAAAACGUUCCGGAAUUUUUCCAAAAUUCCAAAAUACCGGUAAAUUCUAAACAGCUGCGCUUUUACUUGUAAACACAGAAAGGGUCUGGCUUUUAUUGAUGGUACUAAUAUGGGUGUGUGCUGGUGGUCACCAGCUGCUUCACGUGCACACGCGGCAGAGCUUGAAGGUAAACAAACAGCGGUUUAUCAUAAGCAUUUUAUCGAUAAUUUUUUUCACAAUUGCAUUAAGAAGGAACAUACAGUAGAAAUGUUAUCUGACUAACAUCUAGCAGCUAAAUGUGUCUGGAAAAAUAUUCAAAGGCUUUUAUUUUCAUAAACAGCGCAGAUGUCAAUGUGUCUGAAUGUUCUGAUUGGCUGGAGCAGACGUCUCGCAUCAGCACGUUCUAAUCGUGAACGUGCUCUUUCCAGCUAUUUUCUUUCUGUGUUCACAUUCCGGCAAAUUACAACUUCUCUUUCCGGAAAACGUACCGAAUUUACCGGUAUUUUCAAAAAGGGCCUGUUCACACAAACACACCUUUUCGGAAAAUUGCAGGUAAUUUUUCAGAAAGGUCUGUAUGUGUGAAAGGGGCUAAUGUGUCAUUUAUUUAUUUACAAAAACAAAGCCUUGAUACACUGUUAAAACACACAAUUCGAUUAAGUUAACUUCAUCGUUUUUACAAAUUUAGGUGGAUUGAACAUAAAACAAUUAAAAAACAUAACAAUUGUGUUGUUUCCACUAACUGUAAAGAAGUUUUUUUUUUUUUUUGGAAUGUAGAAAAGUGAUUAGUGACAAACUUCGGAAACCCUAAAAAGAAUGAUUUUCUCAUCGGGUAGCGUUUACACGAAUGCAUUCUUAGUGUCCAGCAUCUUUGACCUGCAAUAAUGCUGCACGUUCUGUUUCAGUGUAGACAGACUAAAACGCAGACUUUUGAAACGUUUGUGUGGCUAUUCACGAUCACUCUCUGUCUGCUCUUCUGCGUUUUCAAUCUAAAAUGACGUUUUACAACAAACACGCACUAGUGUAAAUGACUCCUCAUUCUCCAAUCAUUCAAGAGGUUUUCUGUUUUGCACAGCUCUCACCACAGCAUUUCAGGUGCGUUUACACUAGUGCGUUUUCAUUUUAAAAGGUUUGUUACUGUUACUGCACAUUUCCACUGGCACGUUGAGAUCAUUUUAUUUUAUUCUUAAUGCAAAUGUCCAGCAAAAAAUGUCAAGUGGCAACCAAUUGCUGUGAAAAGUAGGCAAGGCAAGAUGUUGACAUGUUUUCGAGUGUUUGCGGAACUGGAUUGCUGAGCUGAAAUCACUUACAUAAAGCUUCUAUGAGAAUGUGUUCUUUAACACUUGCAGUUUUCACAAACAUCUUGAACCAUGUAUGCCUGUGUGUUUAUGUAUUGAUCCCUUGCGUGUUUUAAAAUGUAAACGCUAUCUUCCACAUGAUUAAAACUGGCAAGUUCAGCUGUAAAUUUGACGCCUCAGAGCCGUGGCAUUGUAGCGUUGCCAGUAGCACUGAGUGCAGAGCUUUAACACCAUUUUGAAAUCGUACCAUUACACCUGGUGUCCACAGAUUUGGUCAACCCCCUCUUAUAUGACCAGUAUACGACCAGUAGACAGAUGCUGGCAAAAUACAGACAUGCCCAGUGAGUUUGUCAUGAGCCAUGUAUUUCAGACCGUAUAGUGAUGGCUGAGAUCGUUUUACUGAAAAAACACCAGUCUGGACGAUGAGUGUUUUCAUUCUGAAACGUCAUUUUAAAAUGAUAAUGCACUGGUGUAAAUGAUCCCUCAUUCAGGAUGAGAUUACUUUGAUUGGACUAUUACAACCUUUUUUUUUUUUAUCUUCAAACAAUUAUUUUUUUGCUGUGCUUGGGAUCAUUGUCUUGUUGUAUGACCCAAUGUUGACUGAGUUUUAGCUAUGGGACGGGCAUUGUGUUCACACACCUCCAGACCAACCAAACUGCUAAACAUUUCUGCUGAUCAUCAUUUCAGGUAUUUGAUUAGCUAUUAAAUUGACUUUUGCUAAUGCUAUAUGUGACCCUGGACCACAAAAGCAGUCUAAUGUUACACGGGUCUAUUUUUGGCAGCAACUUAAAACACAUUGUAUGGGUCACAAUUGUUGAUUUUUCUUUUAUGCCAUUAGAAAGUUAAAGGGGACCUAUUAUGCCUCUUUUUUACGAGAUGUAAAAUAAUGGUGCUUUCACACCUACACUUUUGUUCUGAAAGCUUGUGCGUUUCUACAGUUAGCAUAGUUCGUAGGAUAUAUGUGACACCAGCAAUCGCACUCCGAUCUGGACCAAAACAAUCGGUCCAAGAUCACCUGAAUGGGGUGGUCUCGACUGGAUUGAAAUGAACUCUGGAGCAGAUCGAUUGUAGUGAGAACGCAAUACGGUCCAACAAACUAGGCUAUAUGACAGUGUGUUAUGGAUAUGUAAUAGGCAUAUAUACGGCUAUAUAAAGCGGGACUCUAAAAAAAAACCGUGGAACUCUGACCAAUGUGAUGAAAGUUUACUUGCACGUGACUUGUUUUAGCUAUUUUGCUCCGUUUAGAAACUUGGCCUUGUGAAAGCAAACCGCACCAGGAACAAAAAAGACCAUUGUAACAUAUUUAAUCCCUGUUUCAGAACAAAAUAAUCGAUGUGCACCCUUAAGGGCAUCACACACCGGAUGCGUCGCUCGUGGCUGCGCGCACAUGACAGUUGGAAGUAUCGCACACCAGACGCGCACAUUCGCAUGCUAUUUAAAAUGAAACUAAUCAGAUGGCGUUCUGUGGCGCGGCAGAAAUAUGAACCGUGUCCUGAGUCGUGGCUGGGCGCCGCCGACAGUGACAGAUCCAAAACAGGGCUAACGUUAUCUGUGUGAAAAAAACUGACAUUAUCUUCCACCAUUUCACCAGUGGGUGAAAACUCUAAUGGUGGACGAUUGUUUCUCACUUAGGGCUGUUUGUUAAUGAUGGAGAGAUCGCCACAAAUGGGCGGUGCUUUCCUCCUCUGACAUGUACAAAAGGAGAAUGUCAAUCAAAGUGUUUCUGCUGACUGUAAAGUGUGAUUAUAAAAAAUAGAAUUUCACACACCGCUGCCACUCAACUGUGUUUAAACCCUAUAUAAAAGUGAUUUUUGCAUAAUAGGUCCCCUUUAGGUACCAUGAAGGUAUAUGGUACAUUUUUAACUGUAAAUAAAACAAAGCUCAAUUAUUGAUUAGUGAUUUACAUAUCUAAGCACUUCAGUUUUAAAUGAUAUUCUUAACAUUUAAGAUCUUUUCUUUUUAGAUCCCAGUUUUUCAAAUAGUUGUAUCACAGCCACACAUUGUCCUUUUUUUUUUUGACUGGUUUCGUGGUCCAGCGUUACAUGUUGUUCUUUUGAGGUUUUAAUUUCUACAUUUUAGGACCUGCCAAAGAUCAGAAAAUAUCUUGAUGUGGGGAAAAAAAAGUGUAAUUUCAUAGUGUGUCCAAACAUUUUCACUUGACUGUACUUUUAUUUUGUUCCCGUGUCUCUGGUACUGUUUGAGAGAUAGAAAAGAGGGAUGGACUCGUUCAGGUUAUUUUUCUUUGUGCUUCAGAAUUGAAAUAUGGUGCUUGUUAAAAAAAAAAAAAAGGGGGCAGGAGAUGCUAACCACACGUUCUCUUUUACAGUCUUUCCUCUUUGCCUUUUAGGAAGCUGCUUUCUGUGUGAAAUGCACAUCAUCGCAGUCACAAAUAAGCUUUUUUUUUUUUACUUCUCAAAAUAGCUAUCGGAUGACAAACCUGUGAAAAUGAUCAGCUGCUUCAAAAGUUCUCUCAGACUGUCUGAAAUUUGAGCAUUUCAACUCAUAAACACACAUUUGUUCCUAUUGAGCGUGGAUCGAUCGCACACUAGCUAACAAACAAGCCGAAUGUGAGU